GCUCAGUCAUGUCCUAGUUUGCAUUCCGCCGCAACGUCUGUUCCAGUGUAUUUCACACUAGGCUCUACUGAUUCUUUUUCCUACUACCUCGCUGCCUGUAGCGCGAAGACGUCGCCACAGGUCGGUCGCUUUGCGGCAUCAGGUAAAAGUCGUGAUAAAGUCUGUGAGCAUGAAAACAAAAACACAAUCGUGUCAGAAAAGCUAUCGGUUGCUGCGCGAGUAAAAAUGUGGGGUCGUAGCACAGGAGGUGUGCAUGGGUCGCGUACGUGAUCCGUAGCCAUAUUUUCUCGGCUCUCUUUAUUCGAAUUCGGUCGAAUGAUUCUUGCUAAAGGUAGGCACAAGAUCAAGUAGAAACACAAAAGAGGAUACUCUAGCUUCCGUCGGAGCGAAGAUUUUCUGUGUGAGGGAUCGAACUUGAGAAGAAACAUUUGAGCUUGAUUUCCCGCAAUCGCAGUGCAGAUCCACUUAGACAAAAAUCAUCACCAAAUAGGGAACAAAAGGAGAAGUCGUGGUGUAAGAUUUUUUUCGAUUGAAUCAGAUUCAGACCAAAUUCAACAAAUGCCCCGUCAAAUUACGCUCCUGGUGGGGCCGCCGGGGUGCGGCAAAACGACCGUUGCCCCCCUGUUAGCGGUAUCAACUGUAAAAGUGUCUGGGUCUGGAAGAAUUCAUGUUUGCAGAAUAUAUUAACUAGCAAUAUGACACAUAUUAAUCAAUAUGACAUUUGGCAACGACAACGCUCCGAAACCCAAAAAAAGUAGCAAUCUCAUAUUGUUAUACUGUCAUAUUGUCAUAUAGCAUAUUGCUCAUGAGGGCCUCGCGCAUGAAAAUUGGGGCCGUCCGAGCUGCUUGCGGACUAUACGGCCACUAGGACCGUGCGCGCCGUUGUGCAGUUGUUCGUGCAGAUACCGCGCAGAUACCCACUAGGCGCCUCCUAGGCUUCUCUCCCGAGCAUGGUGGCAACGCCCUACAGCGUUGGGCGCACUCCUCGCGCGGUAUUGCUGGCACAGGCACUGUCUCUGCCGGUAGCGGCCCGACUGCGAAGUCAUGCACUAGGCUGUCGCUGGCACAGCAUCAUCGCACCUUGCUUUUUCGGGAACUAUUCCCGCGCCCGACCACCUGGCUAAGUAGCUUUGUGCUAAUGAUAGUCUUGCUGUUUAUGAGGGUAGCGCAUCUCGUAAUCACAGCAAAACUAUGCCAAGCCACACUGAUUUUUGAGCAGUUUCCGUGUGUUGGUCUCCUAGGAGGCCCGCGGCGACGAAUGGGCAGCCGGGGCGAAGACUUUUCUUCGUAAAGCAGCAACAGGGUGACCGACGGUGAGGCUAUCGACCGCCCGGGGCGUUUUCGCCAACGAAUUAGGCGGGGAGCGAAGAUGUCCUGCCACGGCAUGCGACAAACGCUGCGCGUCAGGUCAUCUCCCGGUCCCCGAAGCCGAUGACUCCGGUCAUAUUGCUCAAAAAUCCGCGGUCAUAUUGACAUAUUGUAAUAUUGUCAUAUGUCAUAUUGUGAAAAGUGCCCGAAUUUUGCUAGUUAAUAUAUUCUGUGUUUGUCAUGCUUGUCUGGCAUGACUCUUAGUCAUGCACGUUACCCAAGAGCUCCGUUUUUCUGUGAUGCAGAAGCGCAGUUUGUCAUGCAGAAUAGGCAACACCUAGGAGCUCAGAAACUUGUCAUGCUGAGCCAGCAUUUGUAGUCUCAUCAUGAGACGCUACCCAGCAUCACAAGUUUCCAGACCCAGACAUUUUUGCAUUUGAUAAGCGGAAAUGUUUGACCGACCACUGCUGGAGUUGGAGAAGCUGAUCCAGAAGGAAAUCGCCACGGGGUCAGAAUCCGGGCAGUACCUGAAGCUCUGCAAGCUGCAAAACCGAACACCAGACGACGUGACGCUCAUGAACCUGUUCCGAAACGAAAUCUUAAACAACUGUCCCCUCGGCUGCUUCCUCUGUGACUACCCAGUCACGCUGUCACAAGCGCAGGCGCUGGAUAGGUACAGAUGAAAUAGUGUUUUAGGAUUUUGCUUUAGUAAGUUGUCCUCCUGCAUAGAACAUUGGGGAAAGCGUAAGUAUUGCUGCGCAGCGCGAUUGAUGCGCAUCUGAUGUUUAUGCCAGUCGCAGUCUUGGACCUCGUCUGUCAUGCGCCAAUCCCAAUCCACAUUAUGUGAAAACGAAAACGCUUUGUUCCACCACCACCUCCACGCAGGUUUUUGAUCGGUUCCGGCGACAGGCAAUCGCUGAAGGUGAUCAACCUGACCGCAACGGACGAGGUGUGCGAAGCGAGACUACGGGAAAGAUGGGUGCACUUGCCAAGUGGGAGGGUUUACAACAAGGUCAGUUUCCCGCCCAGCAGUAUGGCGUCCGAAGAACCGGCGAUGCUGGACGAUGUCAGUGGGGAGCCCUUGAUCCAGAUGGAAAAGGACGACAAACUAGUGAUCCCGAAAGAGCUAUCCUCUGCAAAAGUAUCGUACUCGUACUAAUGGCUUUUAUGCAUGACAAAUUUUUUUCUUAAGUGAAAUCCGCAUUACGAAUUUCAUUUGUAAUGCUAAGUCAAUUUGUAUGGCAAUUUCUGCUAGUAGUAGUACGAUGCUUUUGCAAUCCAUAAGAGCUCUUCAAGUACCAUUUGGGCUGCGAGCCACAGUUGAACCACUUCGGCAGAUACGAAAAAGUCGACUGCCCAGCGGAAAAAUCCGUCAAGGACAUCGUAUACAUAGAGAAAUUGGGAUUAUUUUUGUGUGAUUUGCGUUGCAUGUUGCAGCGUCAGGAACAAAUAGGAGGAUGUUUUGUGCACAUGAUGCAAAAUCUUCAACGAAGUUUUUGAACUUUAUCUUCUUUACCCCUACUCAGGUAACCGAGUGCGCCUUCAUCCUGGUAAACUCCACCUUCAUAUCGAUUGCACCUAUGGCUGCUGCGUCUGGAAAGUUGUAAUGCUAGAAGUGAACGAGAACGAUAGAAGCACUGCAAUACGCAGCCAAGCGUGACAAAUUUUUGGUCAGCUUUGUGUUGCGUAUUAAUUUCGUUUGGCAAGCUGCAUUGUUGCAUGACAGGCAAGCGGGCCUUUUCGUGCGCAUGCAUCACAGUGGCUCGAGCUCGAGGCAUGUCCGACAUGCAUGACAAAUCUAGCAAGCUUCCAGACCCAGACUACAUAUUUGCAUUUGAUACUUCGCAAGACAGCUGACCUUCGCCGAGCGAAACGCCGAAGCCAUGGGCAACGCGCCGCUGCCGAUAGUAUCGGACGCACCGGUAUCAAAUGUAAAAAUGUCUGGGUCUGGAAGAAUGCGCGAUUUGUCAUGCAGCUUUUCCAUGACCCAUGAGUUCUGGAAUGCAGGACCUAGCAUGACAGAUUCUGUGCGAUCUCUCUCAUGCCUAUCCUGCAUGAGAAACUCCCUCCCGACUUGGUCAAAACUGGACGACUUUUGGUAAUCAUGCAACACAGAUUUUUGCAUGCUUCAGAUUUAGCAUGACAAGUUGCAUUCUUCCAGACCCAGACAUUUUUACAUUUGAUAACCGGACGCAGCGACCCGCGUGUACGAUCGGGGCGACAGGCUGGAGAGGAAAGCGCCGGUGCUCGACGCUUUCACCAAGAACGGGGGGAAGUUUACCCUGACGAAGUGGCACGAAACCGUGUCGAAUUAAGUGACGUAGUGGGGUGUGAGGAGGUGGUGUCAGAGGUAGGGUAGAAAGAGGAGGUAGAGGAGAAAUAAACGGGUACUAUAGCAAGUCCAAGUUCCUAUUUUCGUGAAUACAGUUACAGUUUAAGAUUACGAAUACGAUUCUUUUCGACGAUUACAGUUUAAGAUUACAGCACGAUAUCUUCUUACGCGGACUUUCAGUUACAGUUGAAACCUAGAAUAGCAGGAGAGCAGAGGUACUACUGGUGACCUCGUCAGAGAAUAUAGAGCAAUAGCUUGUGUCGAAACGCGGAGCAAUGAUUUUUGGUUCAAAACACCGAUGUGCGAGAUAGUAUCGAAACCCAACUUGACGCUACUUGAGUACUGGGAAAGAACAAAUGUGACAAUGGUACUAUGGAUCAAUGUAAAUAAGUAGAUCAAUGGCCGAAGAUCAUCCAAUAGACCCUAUUAACAACUACAGCGCCG
Molecule: messenger RNA, 4084 nt
Organism: Amoebophrya sp. A120
Lineage: Eukaryota; Dinophyceae; Syndiniales; Amoebophryaceae
Source: the annotation of a GenBank genome assembly